GCCGGGUCUCCAAGUAACUGCGAUGACACUUGGAUUAUGAGAAAUACCGUGAACUGAGCUUCUUUAUCUUUAAAGAUACAAAUUAACAAUCAAGUUCAAACGUGUCACCUUUUACAGCGCCGUCAUCCGCGCUGAUAACACCUUUCCCAUAAUUGUCCAAUGGAAACUUCCUGCGUCACAUCCGGUCAGCUGUCACUUCCGGAUGCGGUGAAACAGCGGAGAAGUAGGAAAACACCGCAUCUGUGUGGAUUAAUAACGACAGCCAGGGCUGUGUAUAAACGGGGAGGACACGCCAGCAGCGUCCAGAAUGGGCUCGCGGACAGAAGCGUUCACACCGGGAUCUGCGUUUUAACGGCGCUUUACGUCACAGCGCGAGCCCGCUUUUACCGAGCAGCCGUAUUUGUGUCUUCUUGCUAGCUUAAGCCAGCGUAGCGUUAGCUGGGACGCGCAGAAAAACAGCGUCUCUCCGGGAGGCGAGGGGAAGACUUGUCCCUACUGUUGGUCUUCAUCGGUCACUCCUUCGGACAGAGGGACAAGGGGCACAGAGGGACAUCUCUGUGUUCGUGUAUAAAGUUAGUUUCGGUCACUUUGAGGGCAGGACUUUUAUUGGAAACGAGUCUCCCAAACUGAGAAGUCGGGAUCUUAAACUAAAACCAGCUGCUGGUGUUUUUAUUUAUUUAGCUCUCCAGGACGCGUUUGGAGAGAAAAGCGCGUCGUUCGUCUGUCCCAGCGCAUAAAAUGAGUGGAAUGUGGCGUUCAGGGACUACAAAGGAAAGCCAGCAGACACUUUGUAAAUAACACUUCCCUGUCAGCCGGAAGGCUCCAGCUCUUUUUCCUUGUUCAGCUGACAGGGCUGCAGGCAGCGUCCCGAGUUUGAAUUUGGGUCAGGCUGAAGGAAGACUUCCUUGUUUGUUUCGUUUCAGCACAGCUCGUUUCUCUUUGACCAGGCUUCAACUCAACAGUGAAGGAUGAAUGGCCUCUCUCUCAGUGAGCUCUGCUGCCUGUUCUGUUGCCCGCCUUGCCCGAGCCGCAUUGCAGCCAAGCUAGCUUUCCUGCCCCCAGAACCCACGUACACCUUUCUGCCAGACCCAGAGGCGGGCCCUGCUGCGUCAGGGGCGACGGGGACAUCCAGCCUGCGGGCGCGGAGCGGCGCUUCGGUUGCUGGAAGCGGGGGGACCGGGGCCGUAGAGGGGGGAUGGAAGCUUCACCUGACGGAGCGAGCAGAGUUUCAGUACUCUCAGAGAGAGCUGGACAUGACGGAGGUGUUUCUCACUCGAUCCAGCCGAGGGAACCGAGUCGGCUGCAUGUACAUUCGCUGCGCUCCUAAUUCCAGGUUUACGGUGCUUUUCUCCCACGGCAAUGCAGUUGACCUCGGCCAGAUGAGCAGUUUCUACAUCGGCCUCGGCACUCGCAUCAACUGCAACAUCUUCUCUUAUGAUUACUCGGGCUAUGGCGUCAGCACCGGCAAGCCCUCCGAGAAGAAUCUGUACGCAGACAUAGAUGCUGCCUGGCACGCCCUGCGUACACGGUAUGGCAUAAGCCCGGAGAACAUCAUCCUGUAUGGGCAGAGCAUCGGUACAGUUCCCACUGUAGACCUGGCGUCACGGUACGAGUGUGCCGCCGUGGUUCUUCACUCGCCUCUAACAUCUGGUAUGAGAGUAGCGUUUCCUGACACAAAGAAAACCUACUGCUUCGACGCUUUCCCCAACAUUGAGAAAGUGUCCAAAAUCACUUCCCCAGUGCUCAUCAUCCACGGCACGGAGGACGAGGUGAUCGACUUUUCCCACGGCCUGGCCUUGUUCGAGCGCUGCCCGAAGGCUGUGGAGCCUCUCUGGGUUGAGGGAGCGGGACACAACGACAUUGAACUCUACAGCCAGUAUUUGGAGCGCCUGCGCCGCUUCAUAGGACAGGAGCUGGCGGUACAGCACGGCUGACCAUCAACACUACGCUCGUCAUAAUUACCAUAUUUCCCGGUCCGCUCAAAGCACCUCACCUCCUUUUGUCUGAGAUGGAAACCAUCUGACCCGUCUUAACCGUCCUGUGUGACGUGUGCACAUACUUCAGGACGCAGUUCACCUUUAAUGGACCGUGGAUCAUUUAGACGCAGGGGAAAAGAGGCGUCUCUUCAUAAUCACAGUGGAGACUGUUGGGGUUUGUGUUUGUUUGUGUGUCUUUUAGCAGAAACUUUAAUAGUGCAGAUGCCUGUACUGUGCAAUAACAUGAAAAAGAGGGAAAGGUUUUCACUGAUAGAUGAAAAGUAGAACAACGAAGUGAUCACAUGACCUGGAAAGCUCCUGUCACCACCUCAGCGUACACUUCGAGUGGAACUUCAUUUCUGCUAGCAGCUUUUUAUUAGAGGACUUUUGUUGAAGCAGGUAUUAUGUUUCAUUGAAUUAUUGCACCUGUACAGUUAAAUUGAAGCCAAUUUAAACACAAUAUAUCAUGUUUUAAAGGUAUUCGUUUACCUGCAUUUUGUUGGCGCAGACUGCAUCAUCUUUAAAAUCGUUUCUAACUUUCAUCACGAAGGUUUGAAACCGCUCACAGCUUUUAAUCUUGGGAAAAUUAUGCUGACAUAAAUAUGAGUUUAUAUUUUGCGUCUUUAAUCUUGUUUUUACGUAUUGAACUUUUCGCUCAGGUAACUUUUUCGAGUGUUCGCGAUUGUUUACCGCGCGGACAGCUGAAACGCCUCAGAAGAUUUCAUCCAGCCUAAAAUCUGUCCUUCCAACGAAGCGUUCAGCCGAACUUUGAUCCUAAAUCUGAGCUGCAGUCCAGACCUCCAGUUUGCUGAGCCGUCGAUGCCCCCUCGCGCACACAUCUGUGUCCCACUGCUGCUGUGGGAUUGACUGUAUGAAAGAAAGACGUUGAAGAGGCUCAGAUGGAAAAUUCCUCCAGUUCUUUCAUUUAAUGGAAUGCGUUCAAGUCCAUUAGCCCCGUCCGUUUCUUUUAGCCUUGUUUAUGUCUCGCACUGCUGGGUCACAGCUGUCGGCCUGUUCCUGCUCCUCACGGUGCGCAGAGACAAGGAGAGCAACACUAAAGUUCAACACAUUACUCACCUGCACCCCGUCAUCAGGGAUUGUUUUUUUUAGUGAAGGCAGGGGAAGUAACCACAUUCAGGUCCACAUUCUGAUAGUUCCCCAGUUUCGCAGGAACAUCUGUGUGAUCAGAGCACAUGUUCUUCUUUGAACAUGUCAGCAGAUUUAUCAGAGUUAAGCAGGAACACUAACACCAGGCACCAUUUUUGUCAAACACUAAACAGAUUAGUGUUUCAUCUCCAUAAUUUAGCCUUUAUAACAGCUGCUUGUAUUAUUAUUCUGUCUAUGUAUACAAACCUGCAUAAUGAUUAAAGGGGACCUGUUAUGCUUAUAUCCAUUAUUAAACAUCACCAAGUUUCAGACGAUCUGGCGAGUCGAGGUCAGACUGCUCAGAUCCUGACUCUGGUUCUGUGUGAUGUCACUGAGAGCCAUUGUUUAUUAUGAUCUCAGAAAACUGAUCACGUCCUGAA
This is a messenger RNA of Oreochromis niloticus (Nile tilapia), 3502 nucleotides long. RefSeq names its product abhydrolase domain containing 17A, depalmitoylase b (gene abhd17ab). The record is from RefSeq and is a predicted model, not a curated record. Lineage: Eukaryota; Metazoa; Chordata; Actinopteri; Cichliformes; Cichlidae. Bases 969 to 1934 code for a protein of 321 amino acids. Gene Ontology annotation, molecular function: palmitoyl-(protein) hydrolase activity. Gene Ontology annotation, cellular component: plasma membrane; endosome membrane. Gene Ontology annotation, biological process: protein depalmitoylation; regulation of postsynapse organization. The transcript has 5 exons.